UAACACCCUAUGGUGGAUAUAAUAAUUCAUUAAAAAAAUGACUGGGUGUUAACAGUGGGCUGGAAAAAUAUAACGCCCAUGUGUUAUGUAUAAUUCAUUUUGAAUCUGAUUGUUUCUAGGCUUAUACAUGCAUUGGGUUUCUAUCCCGAAGUAUCCUCCCAGUCUCUCGGAGCAAGCCAAAACAAAACGAGCAUUGUCUACGUUGUUCUCCCUCACUCACCUCCACCAUCAACUCUCCCAGGGACGUCAACACUUCUUAGGUCGUCCUGCUCAUCCACUUGGUGUUUUGAACAAUGGCUGACUCUAUGAUGUCUGAAGCUGCUCCCGCGAUUGACCCUUCUCCCGUCAAGGCUCGCCCUUUCGGCAGGACGAAAUCCGUCAGUGAGCUUCUUGGUGGUGGGAAAGUUGCCGACAUUUUGCUCUGGAAGGAAUGGAAGGCGAGCUCUGCUAUCUUGCUGUCCGUCAUCGCUCUCUGGUUCUUUUUCGAGCGAUCGGGGAUGACCCUUCUCACGGUGGCCGCUGAUGCCCUCAUGAUCGUCGUCACAACGUUCUUCUUGUGGGCUCAAGUGGCUUCUUUCUUAAACAAGUCUGGUCCCCCGCUCCCGGAACUCAAGGUUUCCGAGGACUCCAUUAGCAAGUCGGCCAUCUUUAUCCGUGACGAAGUGAACACAAUGCUGAAGCUUGCCCACAACGUCGCCCUCGGCAAGGACUACCUUCUUUUCGCCAAGGUUCUCGCCGCUCUGUACGUGGUCGCAGUGGUGGGUGCAUGGUUCCACUUCCUUACCCUCGUCUUGCUUGCUGUCGUCGGCGCCUUCUCUCUGCCCGCUCUGUAUGACAAGUUUGAGGACCAGGUGGAUGAGAACCUUGAGAAGGUUCUUGCAGAGAUGGACAAGUUUUACAAGCUCGCUGAGGAGAAGAUCCGGGGAGCUCUUAACAAGCCGAAGUCUAAGAAGACAGAGUAGGCUUGUUCAUCCCCGCAGAUCCAUCAGUUUCUCUGGUGCGGUGUGCUGACCAGUGCAAAUCGAGCUUGGAUCAUCCUGUUUUAUGAGAGCCCGAAUUCUGCUGUGAGCGAAUAAUGAAGUGGUCUGCCAGGGUGGAGAGGUUUGGUCUGGCCGUAGCUUGCGGCUAGUUUCCUGUGAUUGUCACAUUGUAUGCUCUUGGCAUAGCAGUGCUUGAUUAGCAGAACCUUAUGUGAAGUGAACCAAGUACCAUACGCACCCAUUCCUUUGCAAGAGUGCCAAGCCUAUCAUUAUGACAGUUUAUUUAUCAUUAUCUCGCUUACA
This is a messenger RNA of Closterium sp. NIES-67, 1283 nucleotides long. Lineage: Eukaryota; Viridiplantae; Streptophyta; Zygnematophyceae; Desmidiales; Closteriaceae. The record is from the annotation of a GenBank genome assembly.